AUGGGAUGUAGUAUCCAGUGGAACAACAGUCUUGAAAACAUUGUGGCGUAUGAUCGACUGCAAAUAGGUGGUGGACUUCUACACCGCAAUUACUUUGAAACCGAUACAGGUGUGGAAAGAGCACUGCUUUUAAAAUGGACAGAGGCUUACGCAAUUCCGGACCAGGAAUCACAGACUAUUGUGAAGGUAUUAGUAAACGAGUUUAUAUGUCGGUUCGGGACUCCAAUGCAAAUACUUACAGAUCAGGGUACAAACUUUACGUCUACUCUUUUCAAGGAAAUUUGUGAAUUUCUUCACACUGAUAAGGUCCAAACCAGUAGUAUGCGUCAUAUGGCAAAUGGGAUCGCUGAGAGAUUUAUGAGAACACCACAGACAAUGUUAACAAUGUAUUGUGAAGAUAACCAGAGAACCUUGGACGUGUACCUACCACAACAUCUCAUGAGUUACAGGGCAUCCACUCAUCCGAGUAUUGGCAUCUGUCCAAAUAUGAUGGUCCUGGGACAUAAUGUGGUCAUGCCAAUCGAAGCUGUAGUCGGAAAACCAGAAGAUCAAGAAACAACAGACGUCCCUGCUUAUGUAGAGAAACUUCAAGAUGCUCUGGCCAACGUCCAUGAGCAUGCUAGAAAAUGUCUGCGUAAACCGCAGAGUAUCAGAAAAGACACUAUGACCUUAGGCCAAAGAAAAUGA
Mercenaria mercenaria is the source of this 687-nucleotide messenger RNA. RefSeq lists its product as uncharacterized. NCBI's taxonomy places the organism in Eukaryota, Metazoa, Mollusca, Bivalvia, Venerida, Veneridae. The coding region runs from base 1 to 687 and encodes 228 amino acids. Gene Ontology annotation, molecular function: nucleic acid binding. Gene Ontology annotation, biological process: DNA integration. The record is from RefSeq and is a predicted model, not a curated record. The transcript has 2 exons.